ACGGGUCGGACGAGUUCGCGCGCUAACCGCUGAUUCGGUACACUCGAAAUCGGACGCUAAUAAAAACCUACAACUUCUAUAUUUAAAUAACUUUAAACUCCUAAUAAAAAUAAUAUUUCAUUGUCACUUGAGUGCGAAACAAACCGUUCACGAUGAGGCUCGUUGCCGGCUGGGCGAACCAGAUGCGCAAUUUUCCGUUAUUCCGGCCGAUCAUUCUGUCGAUGCUAAUGGCAUCUUACCUGGCGUUUGGCGCGUCUGUGUUCCAGUUGAUAGAGCAGCCUAUAGAGCAUCGUCUGCAGGAAAAGGUCGACCAUCUCAAAGCCGUAUUCCUCGAGAAGCAUCCUUGCAUCACAGGUCAGUGA
Messenger RNA from Bombyx mandarina (wild silkworm), 362 nucleotides. Its product is annotated as potassium channel subfamily K member 6. NCBI's taxonomy places the organism in Eukaryota, Metazoa, Arthropoda, Insecta, Lepidoptera, Bombycidae. The record is from RefSeq and is a predicted model, not a curated record. Gene Ontology annotation, biological process: potassium ion transmembrane transport; stabilization of membrane potential. Gene Ontology annotation, molecular function: potassium ion leak channel activity; outward rectifier potassium channel activity. Gene Ontology annotation, cellular component: plasma membrane.